Molecule: messenger RNA, 759 nt
Organism: Trametes versicolor FP-101664 SS1
Lineage: Eukaryota; Fungi; Basidiomycota; Agaricomycetes; Polyporales; Polyporaceae
Exons: 5
Coding region: 104-607 (167 amino acids)
Cellular component (GO): membrane
Source: RefSeq, a predicted model, not a curated record
CCCGUACAUAAUCUCGCCCCUCCCCCUCUCACCUCCCUCCCUCCUCCUGCUACCUCUCCUCACGCGCCUCUGACGACCGUAACGAUCUCCACGAACGCACACGAUGGUCAGCAUCGACAACCACAUCCGCCGCGGACAUCCCGUCAUCUUCGGCUUCAUCAUCUUCUUCAGCAUCAUCGAGCUCGCCAUCUCUGCGUGGCUCGUGAGCCGGUUCAACCUGCGCCAUGACUACCUCUCCAUCGACGUGCGCGACCGCACGCGGUACCUGCUCUUCACCUCCUGCUGGACGAUCUUCUUCUCCCUCUUCUACUUCGCGCUGUUCCUCCACUCCCCGACCGGGGGGAUCAUGACGAGCGUCCUCAGUCAUGCCGUAUUCCUGUUCUUGACCUGGGUAUUGUGGACGGCAGGCGCUGCCGCCAUUACCGCAGCUCUUGGAGGAGGACUGAACUGCUCUGCGCACUUCACGUACUGCGGCCAACUAAAUGCCUUGGAAGGCUUUGCCUGGGUCGUCUGGAUCUUCGUAACCUUCGCACUCCUCGUCGUCUUCUUCCGUGGGAUCUCUGCCUCGCGUCGUGGCGACGGCUACCGUGGAUCCCUCAUUGCGUAAAUCAUCCGGCCCAAACUACUGUUCCUACCCACGCGUCGUACCGAAGUGUGUUGUAUCUUUGCGCGCAAGCUAGCGCGCGUUAUUCCGGGACUAUGGUAUCAUUUGUUCCAUUGUAUCCCUAGUAGUUGUUUAAUACAUUUCAAACAACCAUC